CCCCAACCAGGAUUCGAACCUGGGACCUCCCUCGAUCCGUGACAGGGGAGGGAAGUCAAACAAGUUCGGUGAAAUCGGGCCAGUUUCACAAACAUCAGUUAACUGCUAACCGAAGAUCAAUGGACUCUGUGUCUCUUCUUGAAUAAUAAAGAUGGAAAAGAUUGGGAGUCGACUGAACCCUAGUUAACAGCUAACCGAUGUUCGUGAAACUGGCCUCUAGUGGCACAAUAUAUUGGCGCGAUAUUGGGAAAUAAUGGACCAAUGUUUCGCCAAUGCGCUGCGCUACUAGGGUUAGGCUUAAAAUUGGAGCGACGUUUGCGGAUCGGUGGCUUAUACCGGGCAGAAUUGCCGUUUUACGCGCGUUUUUCCGCUCCAGAAAGGUCUGCAUACACUUGGCAAGCUGCGCUUGUAUAUGCGCAUAGAUAAAGCGUAAUCUAUUCAAAAUAUUUAUGAAGUAGAUAAAGCGUUAUCGGGAUAUCUUUGACGUAUGUAUGCCAGGUCAGUUGUAGAUGCGUUUCCAAAUAAAACUUCGCCCAGGCUUUAUGCGAAUAAGCGUUAAUCGAUUACGCUGAAGGUCGUGGUGUUCUCCAGAUUUCGUGCGCGCAGUAUGGAUCGCGCUGUCAGGAAUUCUUAUCAGGACAAGGUGUCGCAUGUGAAAGCCGAGAAAUUUUGAUUUAUACAGCGAAGGUGCGGGUAUAUCGGCGAAUAAAUUAACGCUUUCUGAUGACUCACUGGAGAAUAUAGCACGUGUCAUUCCGCUGCAUUCGUUAAGCCGCGCUGAUGCAACUUGUAGCGAGCAAAUGAUAAUAGAGAUAAUAAAAAUAAAUUAUAAUAUAGAGUAUAUAUUACACGCAAAAAGAAAAUAAUAUACAUUUCGAUUGUUCCUCCUGUAUCUCGUAUCCAUCAGACGAUAUUGCAAAAAUGGCGCGCGAUACCACGGGGAGCCUUUUAAGAGACGCUGCCAUCCAGAUUGGUGCUGGAGGAUCGGCAGGUUUCAUCGAAGUGUGCAUAAUGCAUCCGAUGGAUCUUGUUAAAACGCGCUUUCAGCUGCAAGUGAAGACAGCGAAGUCAGAUCCAUUAUAUUAUACAGGAAUUCGCGAUUGUAUGACAAAAAUGUACAGGACCGAGGGGCUACCAGCAUUUUGGAAGGGAAUUUUGCCGCCGAUACUCGUAGAGACUCCCAAACGUGCAGUUAAAUUUUUUACAUUCGAGCAAUAUAAACAAUUUUUCUUGUUUGGCGCUAGUGCACCCACUCCGUUGACGUUCUCGUGCGCUGGUUUCUUCGCCGGCGUUACGGAGGCUAUAUUAGUUAAUCCUUUCGAAGUGGUCAAAGUAAAACUGCAAUCUAAUCGAAAGCACGUAAAAGAAAGCCCGUCGACAGUCGCAGUGACAAAAGAGAUCAUUUCGAAGUAUGGCUUUGGAUUGAACGGCCUGAACAAAGGGCUCUCAGCCACCGUAAUGAGAAACGCGGUGUUCAAUUCGUUUUAUUUUGGUUUCUAUCAUUCUGUUAAAGGAUAUGUACCAGCCAGUAAAGAACCUUGGCUUGAAUUCUUAACUAAAGUUGCCAUAGGAUUCGUGUCGGGCACUGUCGCUUCCUGCUUGAACAUACCGUUUGAUGUGGCUAAAAGUCGCAUUCAGGGCUCGCAAGAUGGUACGCAAUACAAAGGGACACUGAACACCAUGCGUAUUGUGUACAAGAGAGAGGGAUUUAGAGCCUUGUACAAAGGCUUGGUGCCAAAGGUGCUGAGAUUAGGUCCAGGCGGCGCUAUUAUGCUCGUGGUGUACGACUACGUGCAUGUAUUUCUUACAAAGAAGUUCAAAGAUUAAUAUCUACGCUGCAUUACAACAAGCUGUGAGGUAACUGCACGUUACUCUUCAUAAUGCAUUUAAUAUACAUAUUUAUAUAUUUUUGUUAUGUGUAAAAAGAAAAUGGAGAUUAAUAUAAUUUUAUAAUCGUAAUAAUAAUUCUUUAUACGUUUCAUAUGUCAAAUAAAUGUUCUUUUUACAUUA
This is a messenger RNA of Vollenhovia emeryi, 2010 nucleotides long. RefSeq names its product mitochondrial 2-oxodicarboxylate carrier. The coding region runs from base 922 to 1827 and encodes 301 amino acids. The record is from RefSeq and is a predicted model, not a curated record. Lineage: Eukaryota; Metazoa; Arthropoda; Insecta; Hymenoptera; Formicidae. The transcript is spliced from 9 exons. Gene Ontology annotation, biological process: transmembrane transport.